Molecule: messenger RNA, 2073 nt
Organism: Pocillopora meandrina
Lineage: Eukaryota; Metazoa; Cnidaria; Anthozoa; Scleractinia; Pocilloporidae
Source: the annotation of a GenBank genome assembly
GUUGUUCAAUCUAAUCUACUUCACGCACAAGUGAUAAGUUCACUGGUACUCUGUGAAGAUUCAAUUUUCAAUACAUUGCAUCAUGAAGAUCUGCGUUUGGUUAUUGAUUGCUCUGGCAAUAACCCCUAAAGGUGGAGAAUCCUCCCCUCCAACGGGAAAGGUAUCGUCUGACUUAUCAUUUAAUUAAAUACUUCAGGAUUUUCUUGAUAACAACUAUAUCAUGUUUCAACGUGGCAUUUUAUGUCCAUUUUUCUUCAAAGAAAUUACACAAUUAUAUCGAAGAAAAGGACUCCACUAGCGAUGAACAAGGUAUGUUCAACAAAUGGUAUAAGAAAUUCGGAGACAGUGUAACGAAUAGCACUAACCCUAACUCUUACCUUGAAGCUUGAAAAUAAAAAUUUGUAGAUUCGAUUGGUGUAAUUCCCUUUUGUUCGAUAGUCUCGUCUUUGCUCCCGAGCUACCUCUCUCCAAAGGUCGCGAGGAAGGUACACUGGCAGUAGAGGGCCUAUGCCUUCAUCUGGUGCAAACUUAAAGAAAUACACGUGCAUACCACCCCAGUGCAAAUGCAAACACAAGUAAAAUCAUCGCCGCAAGAGAUGGAAAAUGUUCAGUUUCUUGCAUGUUUUUAUCUUUUUUCUUCUAACCAGAUAAUUUAGUGACGCGGAAGGAGAGGAAUGUUGCGCAAUUUGGCGCCAUGAUCGCUUGUGAAGUUAAAGAUCUGAGAUCGCCAGUCCUUAACGGCUACGGGUGCUUCUGUGGAUUAGGAGGGAAAGGGAAACCUCUCGACGAGAUUGACCUGUAACUAUAAAUAUUCUAGCCUUGUAAAGUUUUCAGGGUCUAAUUCAGAAGUAGCUGUAAAACACAUGUAGAACUAAGUUUUAAUGGACGGAACCAAGGAUAUAUUGUUAGAAACGGCUAUAAUCGACGCGUUUAACGAAAGAACACAGAUUAUCUGUUCUCUCUAUGGCUUUAGCCCCCCCUACACCAUGAUCACAAGAAGGACGACGUUUAUCAACAGAUGUGGAACCUUAUUUGCACAUUUCCCAAAAAAACUUUAGACGUUAAUCACCGAUAGGGCAUUGGCCCAAUUGAUCACAUGUUACGUUAACCAGUGAAAGAAAUCUAUAGCAUACGAAACUGUGAACAAAAAUAAAACAAAGUAAAGAAAAAACGAAAAAAAUAUCAAAACAAGCAAUCAAACAAACGAAAACAGCAAGAAAACAGUAUUUUAUGCACAAAAACCCUGCGAGAGAGGUGUAAACGUUUUCUCAGAUAUCUUAAUGCCUGUCUUCUUUGUUCUGUAAUUUUUCUAAAGCUGAUUUUCAACUCUUUCUUCGUUACCGAUAUCAUAAACUACAAAACAAUGCAUGAUAAUAGUUCUUUUCACAUAAUCUCUUCGUUAGAUGCUGCUAUGUCCACGACAAUUGUUAUGGCGACAUACAAAGAACAAAGAUGUGUGGCCCAGAUCCUAAUGCAGUGUAUUAUGUGACAUACCGGACACAGGGGUGCAGCGGCUGCAGUAAGUGUACUUAUCAAUCACAACCUCAGGGUUCAACGUUUGAUUUUCAAGAUGUGCCGGGGGGGAGAUAAGAGUGUUAGUGGAAGGGAAUGCCGGUUCAGUGUACUGCUGGAUAAUAAAACUCUCGAGAUCCAUUUGCAGAUACUGGCUGCGUUUCAGAAAUACUAAAGGUUAUCAAUGGAUAUAUGUUACUUUUCCAAUUCAGGAGGAUAUCAUUUCCUGUGGUUCCUCGGAUAUGGAAACAGCAAGUGUCAGAAGAAGCUCUGCGAAUGCGAUGGCGUUGCGGCCCGUUGCUUCAAAAGCCACUUCUCGAAGCUGCAAGAUCGUUACAUAAACUAUGAUAAAUCAAAGUGUUAGGAAUCACCUCGAGCUCCGAAACUCUUUCUGCAUCUGAACAAUAGUAAAAGAUAUGAAGUGAAAUGAAUAGCAUUUUCAGGAACAUGAAAUAAACUUUAGUGGUAGCUGUACUGAAAAACAAUUUAUCUAAUACUAAUACAAUGUAUCAGAAAUAGACUGAUUUCCUGAAAAGAAGCCUAGCUCAGCUGAUUUUUAAG